Messenger RNA from Penaeus indicus, 7737 nucleotides. RefSeq lists its product as uncharacterized. The transcript has 10 exons. Lineage: Eukaryota; Metazoa; Arthropoda; Malacostraca; Decapoda; Penaeidae. Gene Ontology annotation, biological process: lipid catabolic process. Gene Ontology annotation, molecular function: lipase activity. The record is from RefSeq and is a predicted model, not a curated record. The coding region runs from base 754 to 4875 and encodes 1373 amino acids.
UUUGUCCUGUUCACCGUCGUCCAAUGGCGUGACUGCCAGGCCGGCCACCUCGGGCUCCGCCAAUCACCCGUCGCCUCGAACGAUGACGUCACGAGGUCCGUUUCGAAGACGAGUAAAGGCGGUUUAGCGGCGACACAGGGCGGGCGCCAGUCUCUCGAAAGGGUUCAGAAUCUCUUGGACAGGACGAACGGAAAAUUCCUCUUAGGAGACACUCACACGAAAGAUGUGAGGAAUAAUAUCGCCACGGAUGAGAGCAAGCAGAAGAGCGGCGCUAGGGAAGGGAGGAGUAGUGAAGGAAAUAAUGGCAUAAACGAGGAUAAGGAGGAGUUGACGGAGGACGUCACGGAAAGAACUAAUCGAGAUGAUGUCACGGAAGCGCAUUAUCCAGAUGAUGACGUCACGGAAGCGCGUUAUGCAGAUGAUGUCACAGAAGCGCAAAACCUUGAUAACGUCACAAAAGCAUAUAAUCCAAACGGUGACGUCACGGAAGCAUACAGCCCAGAUGAUGACGUCACGGAAGCAUACAGCACAGAUAGUAACGUCACGGAAGCAUACAGCCCAGAUAAUGACGUCGCGGAAGCAUACAGCCCAGAUGAUGACGUCACGGAAGCAUACAGCCCAGAUGAUGACGUCACGGAAGCAUACAGCCCAGACGAUGACGUCACAGAAACGCAAAACCCAGACCAUGCUACGGAAACCUACUACACAAGUGAUGACGUCACGGAGGGAGGCUGGACGGAGCAUGCCCUUACUAUGGAGCACACAGAGGGUUCUGACCAAUUCGAUGACGUAACGGAUGAGAUCGUCCAAUCGGAAGUCUCUACAGCAAGCUUCGAUUCACCCGAGGUCACUACUGAAACCUAUGACGUCAUCACAGGUAGUUAUGACGUUAUGGAUGAUGUCACCGAAAGCACUUAUCAGUACUACGACGUUACGGAAAGUCUAGACGUCACCACCUUAUCUGCUGAAGUUUCUUUGACUGAAAAUCCGACGAAGGAAAGAGAAAAUGUCGAUAAACAAGAUGAAGGGAGAGAUGACAGCGAGGAGGAAGAGGAGAAAGAAACAAAUAUGGAAGAAAUGACGAUGAUGAGAAAGGAAAUGGAAAUAGACAUGGAAGACAUUUUAUUAAAAGAAAACGAGAAUGAAGAAGACGAAGAUACAGAGAAUGAAGACACAGAAGCCGAGGAAUCGAGCGAAAAGGAAACAAAAGACGAAACAGAGGAGCACGUGAAAGAGCGAAGAAGAGGGAAGGCCAAGAAGUGGUCGCCUCCGCGGUUUCAGCUGAUAGACAACGAGACGGACGACCUGACGAAGAAGAAGAAGAAAAGCCACCUGGACGAGGCGCUGAAGAAGAAGAUGCACGACUCUCACGGGUUCCUGGUGGGUCGGCCGGACGUCGAGAUGGAGGACGAGGUGGAGGACUUGAAGAUUCUCGAGGCCGUGGUGACUAGCAUGGCGGAGUGGGAGUUCAAUCAGCUGCAGAAGAAGCUAAACGGGAAGCGACGUGUGAAGAGGGACGAGGAGGUUGUGUGUUACAAGGACCUAGGCUGCUUCAGGGACGAGGGGCCCUUCGACUACCUGGAUAUGCUUCCUUCGCCGCCUGAAGAGAUCAACACGAGAUUCCUCCUAUACACUCGCGAGCGUGCCGACAGGGAGAAGCUAAUCACCUACCAAAACAUCAGUUCCCUUCUCGACUCCACCUUCAACGUUUCAAGACCUACGAAGAUGCUUAUCCAUGGCUUCGGCUCCUCUUGCUACAGUGUGUGGAUACGAGAAAUGAGGGUGGCGCUCCUUACAAUGAUGGACGUAAACAUCAUCUGCGUGAACUGGCAAAAGGGGGCGGAAGUUCCCAACUACGUAAGGGCGGCGAGCAACACGCGUCUCGUGGGUCGACAGGUGGCGGUGCUGAUCGAGACGAUGAACGCUUAUCUCAACACGACUUUGGACGACUUCCAUCUCAUUGGAUUCUCUCUCGGAGCCCAUGUCUCGGGCCACGCAGGAGCCAGGCUGAAGAAUCUCUCAAGGAUCUCAGCCACCGAGGGCGACGGCCGGUACCUGUGCAACCACCGACGGGGCUACAAGUACUACCUCGACUCCAUUGCCCCGAUCUGCAAGUUCCCUUCGUUCGUGUGUCGGGACUUCGAAAGUUUCGUGAGGGGCGACUGCUUCCCGUGCGAGAAAUGCGGGAACAUGGGUUACUUCGCCGACCAGGCUGAGGGGCGCGGGCAGCUGUAUCUCGUCACCAGGGAUACCGAGCCAUUCUGCGCCAACCAGUACAAGGUGACCGUCCGGCACUCGGGGGGACCUCCAGCCGACCCCGUUACUACUUACGGGCGAAUUGACAUCACCUUCAUCGCCCCGGAUGGAAUCAAUGAGACUUUGCAACUCACGAGAAGCGAAGACGAAGCCAUGGAAGCUGGGGGCAAGACAAUGCGAAUCCUCGUGCCCCACCCGGCGAUCUCCGAAGUGACGGGGGUACAGCUUCGUUACACCGCCUACAAGGGAUGGAUUUACUCCGGUUUCUCGCGCUGGGCCAUCGACCAGAUCGUCCUCAUGGAUAGCUUCGGAAAGACCCUCUCGUUCUGCAACCGAGGGACAACCUUAGUGUCCGAGAAGGUGAUGCAGUUCAGCCUCCUGCCAGGGGAGUGCCCGGCAAGAGAGGUGCUCCACGGACCGCCCAUCACGCCCUGGCCCUUGGAGGAGCCCAGACCAGACCACGGCGGCGACGAGAAACACAAGGAGAUCGAGAACGAAGUCCGUCACGUCCCGGGACUGAGGUUGGCGGUGGCGCAGCGCGUGGAACCCCGAAAGAACGUCACUCAGAACGUGUCUCAGGGAACGCUCAACCACACCCGCGUCGUCCCUGGUCCCGUCGACGCCUUCCCCAACGUUCCUCUGUCACCUGAAAGCGGCGAAGGACUCUUGUCAAUCACACUCGAAGUCCCUCCGAAUUACCAGGAAAUUCCACAGGGACUCUACACGACCUCCCUGUCGCAUCAUCUCCAGAACCCUCGCCAGCCCCAGCAGCCACGCCCGAACCCUCCCAGCGCUCUGGCCGACCGCGUGAGACUCGGGGGGCCGCCCGGCAGGAGGAUCACUCUGCCCCCCAAGGCUUCGGAGGACGUGGCGGUGAGCAGCGAGGACCCCGUUAGCGUCAUCCCCGCUCCGGAUCUCGCCAACAGACCCCACAACCUCACCAGCUUCAUGCAUCCCCCACCUCCGCCUCAGCCCUCUGGGGUCACGGGCUCGCCGACUGAGCCUCCUCUCGUCCAAACCUCGAACCUCAACGCAAUGGCCGCAGCAGAAAAGCAGAAGAACAGUCAGGGCAAGUUCCAGGUGUUCGUCACUCUUCCGACGACUUCGACGCAGAGUUUGUCAACGACUGGUAACCCUGGGCAAGUCUCCCAGACGGAGACGAUUGCCGACGUGACGACAGUGAGUGAUAGCCCUCAGAGGGUCGUCUUCACGACCGGAGGCACCCUCGGCAGUACCUUCUCGACAAGAGCGAGCAAUCCUUUCCUUGCAACCUCAACUGAAAUCGAUCAGCUGAUCACAGCUCUUUCUCCAAGCCCUGCAACUCAUACGGAAUCUCCAGUCGGUGACAGCAGCGUGGCUGGAACCGAGGCUUCACACCUGAGUACUACUCCAGGAACCCUGGGUUCUGCGUCCAAGAGUCCCUGGCUCGUGUCCUCUACUUCAGGGCCGAUUCUGAAGUCAUCUACUUCUACAGACAAACCCGAGAAGAACUUAGAGAAUCCGCAGGUCUUUGACGUGACGCAGCAGUUUAUCAAACAUAGAGAUGGCAUAAAUGGCUUCCCGCAAGAGGGCUUCGGUUUCCAUCCCCUGGACCGCUACCCUUCCGCCUUCCAUACAGGACCCGGCUUGAGCGAGGACAUCCAUGGCCCAGUGGAUUACAACAGCGUGAUAGAUGGAGAGAUUCCGGUGCGGGAGCGCGCCCGCGCCCUGACCUUCGGCCCUCUCCCUGCCAACGUCUUCAGCCGAGAGCAAAGCGCCGCCGAAGAGAAAAGCGACUGCCAGGACCCGUCCUCCUGCUUAGAUUUGGGCUCAGGUUUGGGUCACCCCGGUCCCUCCCCGAACGCCCAGAACCGGGAGUCCGUCUCGUACGGCGCGACGUACUCUCCCUCGCACUCGCGUCCCGCCUGGUCCAAUCAGCCCCCCAUCGGGGACUCUCCUCAGAGGACCUUCCCAUCUCCAGCUGAUGCGCCGCCAAGACUUCCCCCGCCAGGCCACGGCGGCCCUCUUCGGAUGCCACCCGUCCGGAGCCCGCCCCUGGAGACGAUCGUGGGUCGGGGAAGAGCUCUGCAGCCUCUCCUGCUUCCACCUCGCUCAGACCAGGGCCAGCCACAGCAGCAUCACCAGACGUCGCCAACGCAGCAGCUACUACAGCGACAGCAAUAUUCAGGGCAGCAGCAGCAGCAUCGACCGCCAGCACAGCACCAGGGCCACGCGAGCCAGAGCCAUGACCAGGACAACCAGCCGUCGCGACAGCACUUGGUGUCGGUGUCAGCGGGCAACGUGACGCAAAUCGGCCCCGAGAUCUCCGAGAGGUCCCAGCACCCUGUCAACGCUCCCGCGCCCUACUACGUGCAGAUUCUCCCGCCGAGCUUCAGCCACCUGCCGCACCUGGAGACCUUCUCGAUACCACGAGAGCACAGAAAGUCCCAACAGGAGUCCAGGAAACGGGUAGGCGUGUCAGGGCGGUCGAACAGAGGGCGAAGUCUCUCUGGCAUCGGCGUUCCACCUCCUGGAGGCCGCGCUGCUGUCUUCACGCCCUUGCUUCUGCAGCUGCAAGACGACCACCGAGGGAGGUACAUUCCCCUUCGGCCGCUUCCUGAUCCUCCUGUCCUAACAUAAGCCAAAAGGCUUUCAAGUAAUCCUAAUAUUUCUCUAUAGAUCUACAUACAUCCAAUCCAGUUGUCAGUCUCCUACCCAUAACAUACCCACUGUGUGUAAUACACACAGAUGUGGUUUAGAUCACAGAGGCUGGUUUUCCAAAACCACACCGCAGAUGCCGCGACAAGAGGUUCAUUAAAAAAAAUCUUCAGUUUGAUGCCGAAAUGUAAAUGAUUAGUUAUCUUGUACAUCUAAUCAAAGUCGCAAGGCAUCUUACGAACCCAGUUCGUGUAUUGUCAAGGAAACAUUACCACUUUAUCCCCCCAUAAAACAAAUCGCACACAAUAACAUUUCACACAAUCCACGUCAAGUCACACAUUUUCCGCCUAGUUCGCAGCCAAUUCCAUUUCAUCUCUUCCUGAAUAGUUGUUAACGGCUGUAUUGAAUCUUAUAUAUACUUACCUUUUGAAUUUCGCUGCUGGCCGGCGAUAUUUUCGUAAAUAUUUAUAAUUAUAAUUAUCAGAGUAUGUAGAGUUCGGCUAGAACAAGUAAUUAGCUAUUAGUGGCCAGUUCGAGUCUUACAGGAAAAUAACUUUAAUUUCAAAAUAAUUCGGAAAUUUUCUAGGGUGGAUCAUAUGGCCCUUUUAAUGAAUGAUACAUUACCGCGUAGCUCAUGAUAAUGUACAUACCGUACAAAUCGUGUUGUAAUGUCAGCCAUCAUUUCACGUUGCCAAACUUGGGAUAUGAGAAGCAGAUCAAGAGAUAAAGGAAUGAAGAAAAAAAACGAGAGUUGUUUACAUCUCACACCAGAUGUUCCUUUUCAUUUAUUAUUUUCCAAAGCCUCAUAUAAGAUCAGAUACUUGAGGUCAAAACCGUUUGAACAUCAAAGUAAUCUUGAAUAUUAGAUGCAAAGAUAAUCGUAGACCAGCGAUGCAUUUCCUAGACAUAACAAAAUUCUGUUUUCGUCGUGGGUCAUUUCCAGAUUGUAUUUUUUCAAUCAACAGUUCUUCCUGCUUGGUAUUUAGGUUUUCUUUUCAAGAUCCAGAUGUUAAUAGGAUGUUCGAUAUGUUAUGAAGUAUCGACAGGAACAUCAUACCAACUGAAAUGGUUCUUGGAUAUGCUAAUAAAAGCUAGCAUUUGCAUGAAAUCAUAUAUUUAUUAUGCAUAGAUUUCAUGCUAUGAUAAAAUGUAGCUUUCAGUUUUGUCUCUGAAUACAACUUGUCAAGCACAUUUUUUUCUACUUGAGAAUGCACAAAAGUAAUCUUUCCCUCCAACGAAAAAAAAAUCAUACUUAUUUCUAAGUAGGGUUGAAGAUGCUGAAGGUUUCACUCAGGUCUCUAGUUAUCCACAGAGGUGCUGUGACUCGAAACAUUCCGUGCUAAUACUUUUAGAGAGGAAAUGAAAUGUGUUAGCACGGGUCUCUUGUAAACAAAACAUUGUGCCGUCCCAGUGUGUGUCCGAUCUGAGUUUUAUUAAUUUAUUCAUCAUGUGUCACUUUUAUUUAUUAUUUAUUAAUUCUCUACUUUUAAGUAUACUAAAAAAAUGUAGUUUGUAUGUGUAUGUAAUUUCACCUAAUUCACUUUCUUCCUGAGUUUCUUGUUCUUGAAUUGGUGUGUACUUUUUCCCCUUCUUAUGGCGUAUUCUGAUGUCCACGUCUUUCCACAGUAUUUCGAAAUCAUUUCAAUUCUACCCAAGUUGUAAUCUGGGUUCUUUAGUUUUGUGUUUCUCAAAAUGAAAGGUUUAAUCUAAAGGUUAAAAAAAUGUAUAGUGGCGAUGUAUGAUGUUUGUCAUUAAUUCUUAUAUAAAUCUGUUGUGUAUCAGAUACAGUAAUAUUUACUGUUACGUUUCCGUCUAUGAUAUACGCUUUUGUUAAGUUAUGAAAUGUGUUAUUUUAAUGUUCAUUUACAUCGUCUUCUCUGUUAUUGUUUACAGACUGACCUUCCAAUCUUUGCUCACACUAUGUCCAGUCGGCGUAACUCUUUCACUAUUUCUAAAUGCCGUUUUUCAAGCAGUUGUUUUAAUUUUUUAUAUGUUAAGUGAUGUGGUGGAAAAAAUGUAUUUCGGUUUUACUGAUUUUAGGUCACAUUUGAUGAACACAGUUUCUGUUAGGUAGUUAUAGUUUUAGUUGUAUUUAAUGGUAUAUAGAUAUAGAUUAUUUAAUAUGUAAUUAGCUUGCUAGAUAGAUAGAUAGAUAGACAGGUAUUUAACAGUUACGUAGUUAGAUGCAGAGGUAUUUAAGAAUAUACUGAAGCCUUUUCCCCUCAUUAAGAAACGAAAAUGUUACAUAUGUUAACUAAUUCCUUCCUUAAAAAACACAAAAAGAAACAUCAGAAACAAAUUAAAAAAAUAAUAAAAAAAGAACACAAUACAUAGGAAACAUUCACCCAUGCCAGAAACGCCGUACAUUUAAUCCCAUCAUUUUUCAUAUUUCUAAUUGCACGAGCUUGCCAUCUACUUUAGUUACUGUGGUAAGAAUCAGACCCAUUUUCUAUGAUUCAGGUUUUUCCUGUGUUUAUCCUAUUUAUCUUCAUUUGUGUUGUUUCCGUCUACUGUUUUGUCCCUUCAGUGUUAACUAGGACAUGCAUUAUGCGUGUAUACAUACAUGUAUAGUGUUGUAUUAUUCAGUGAUGUAUUAUAUGCUGAUCCUGUGUAUUAUUUAUUGUUGUAGCCAAAUACAGCGUUUAGAAAAACCCAGCAUCAGGUAUGUCUGGGCAAAGAAUUUCCACAAAUUCAAUGGUGGACUCACUUAGGGCUCCUGAUUAUGAAAUGAAAUGUAAAAGUGAGAAUUGGCAUCUCCUUUAAUAGUUGUGAACAGCUAACUAUGUAAAAGACUGUUGGUGUCACUUAUAGCUAUAUGAGGUGCAAUAAAAUGUAUAUUCUUUA